UGGUGGUGGCUCGAACGACACCUGAUCCAAGGCUCGAGAUGCGGCGCACGUCGGGACACGUGUUCCUCGCGAGUUUGCUGAUACUGCUUCGCGCGCGGCGAGCGGACGCAGUCGCCGAGGAUCCCCCCGAAUUCUCGAACAGAGGGACUACGACUUUCGCUCUUACAGCGCCGCUCAGAUUGGUGUGGGCCAGCAAGGGGGAGGACGUGGAACUGCCAUGCGACAUUACACCACCGACCCCCAACGACUCCGUGAACAUGGUGCUCUGGUUCAAAGACACCGCAGGGAUACCUCUUUACAGCUUGGACGCGAGAGGCAGGGAUCUCGCCUCCGCCAUUCACUGGGCGGUCAGCGACGAUCUUGGGAAGAGGACCUACUUUCAAAUCGGGAACGGGCAUCAGGCGAAGUUGAAAGUGACCAAGGUCACGUACAAGGACCAGGGGGUCUUCAGAUGCAGGGUGGAUUUUAUAAAUUCUCCGACGAGAAACUUUCGCGUGAAUCUGACUCUCGUCGAGGAGCCAUCCAGGCCUGUGAUAUACGAUGCUCAAGGGCGAGAGGUGACAGGGGUGGGCGGCCCCUUCUUGGAAGGCUACAACCUCGCCUUGAUCUGCCAGGUGUCCGGAGGAAGACCGAAGCCUGCGGUCACGUGGUGGAUGGACGGCGAGAUAUUGGACGGCGUGGACGACACCCCGCACGUCGGCUCUCCGAGCAGCAAAUUCACGGAGAACCAACUUUUCAUCGCGAACGUGACGAGAUCGUUGUGGGGCAAGAAGCUGGAGUGCAGGGCGCAGUCGCCCCCCAUGUCCUCGCCGAUCGUCCGUGAAGUCCCCCUCGACAUUUACCUGAAACCGGCGCUCGUGAAGAUCGUUCUUACGGAGGAGCAGAUCUACGCGAAUCGGCCGAUCACGGCGCGUUGCGAGACGUGGGGGAGCUCGCCCGCGGCGAGGGUGGUGUGGAGGCUGGGCAGGCAGGUGAUAGGCGACUCGAACGUGUCCACCACGCAGAGGAGCAAUUCCACGGUCAGCAAGCUGCCCCUGAUCCUCGGCAAGGACGACAACGGCAGGAAGUUGACUUGCAGGGCCGAGAAUCCGAGAUUCCCCGGCGGGGUCCUCGAGCGAACCGAGAUCGUGGACGUUGCCUACGGGCCGGUGGUGUCGGUCGAUCUGGCGACCGGCUACGUUCUGGACACGCUGAGGGAGGGCGACGACUUGAAACUGGUGUGCGACGUGGACAGCAACCCGCCACCGACCGCCAUCGUUUGGUAUCACAAGGACAAUCGAUUGGCGCACGAUGUGGCCGGCGGCACGUUGAUAGCCUCGAACACGUUGACGUUGAGGGUGCUCACGCUGGCCCACGCGGGCGAGUACUCGUGCCAGGCGAUCAAUUUGGUGGGGGAGGGCCGCAGCCCUCCGAUCUCGGUCCGCAUGAAAUAUGCACCGAGGUGCAGGCCGGGCUACGAGAGGCGCGAGGUCACAGCUGGUCGUUACGAAACGGUGUCGCUGCGUUGCGAGGUCGACUCGGUGCCCAGGGACGGCGUGAGGUUCUCGUGGACGUACAACGGGACGCUUGGCGACGUGUUGCCGAUGCCCAACUCGAAAGCUCGGAGCAACGGGCUCGUUAGCGUGCUCGAGUACACUCCCACCGUGGACACCGACUUCGGGACUCUCGCCUGCUGGGCGAGCAACACGGUCGGCAGACAAAGGACGCCUUGCGUGUUCAACGUGGUCGCUGGAAAGCCACCGCAGCCGCCGUCCGACUGUUCGCUGCACAAUGAGACCACCUCCCUCGAAGUGAAUUGCGUCCCCGGCGCGGACGGUGGCACGCCGCAGUACUUUUUGCUGCAAGUUCGGGGGAUACCGAGGGAUGGCCCGGUCCAAGCCACGCUGCACGCGCCUCAAAGCGACCAGGGGACGGUCGGCGGUGGGGGGGAGGCGCCGCCUGUAUACCAAGAGAGGAAUCCAAGGCCGAAUUUCCAGAUACGGGGCCUCGAGCCAGGCUUCGAUUACACUUUGUACGUGUACGCGGUGAACGGGCAAGGGAGGAGCGAGCCGGCUCUAUUGGAGAAUGUGAGGGUCGGCGGGGCUAUAGGCGAGAAGGUGGAGAGGGACGGCCUGUUCCUCGAGGAUCUGAAGAAAGCGCUGCCCGAGAGCAGCCCCGAGAAUAUGAUCAUCGUGGUCGCCUUGACAGGUACAGGUGCGGUCGCUUUGAUCCUGAUCGGCAUUGGCGUGAUCAUCGGGUUGGCUAUCUGUAGGAGAAGGAGCGGAUCACCGGCGAAAGACGGGCCGGACGAUUUUACCAUCCCCACCUACGUUUCGGCUCAAAGGAUCGAGCCAAGGAUCAGAUACUCGGGCGACGGCAGCAGACGCUCCCAAAGAGCGAGCUUGUACGUCGAGGAAAAUCGAAACGAGCCUGACCUCCUGCAGAGAGUCGAGAUCGACGUACACGAUUAACGAUUUACUCUUCCGUAGGAGUUAAAGGAAGAAAGGACUAUGCGAUGAUAUCCAUAUACGUGUAUUAUAUACGCUUUUCGCGAUGUGUAUAUAACAGGUGUCCAUUUCCCUUAAAAAAGUUAAUUUAAGUUGGUAAGAGAUAGGCUGGAUUCACGGUGACCGAUGAUUUUACACAAUUCCUGUACCUGUUCUUUUAUCGAUCGAUUUAAAACGCGACGAGCUCUGUUAUUUCGUCUCUCUCUAAUCCACGUGCCUUCUCUUCUUUUUCUUCACAAAGAAAGUAUUGUAACCAAGCUUGCCGCUUCGCGUUAAGUGUACAAAGUGUUUCCUUUCGGUCUCAUCACGUGGAAACCCCACGCGUACUUUAAUAUCCGCCUGCGAAUCAUCUAGGAACCGAAACGCUUAUGUAAUUGUGUAAAUAGCGUUUAUAAAAAAAAGGAAGGAAAAAAAAAAA
Molecule: messenger RNA, 2904 nt
Organism: Apis florea (little honeybee)
Lineage: Eukaryota; Metazoa; Arthropoda; Insecta; Hymenoptera; Apidae
Gene: side
Product: motor axon guidance molcule sidestep
Molecular function (GO): protein binding
Source: RefSeq, a predicted model, not a curated record